AUGGCUGAAAUCAUUCUGUCUGCCUUGCUCCCGAUUGUUUUUGAGAAGCUAGCCUCUGUGGCCUUAAACAAGGUUGCUCGUUCCAAGGAAAUUCAGUCCCACCUCAAGAAGUUGAAGACCUCACUACCCCAGAUAGAAGCUCUGCUCAACGAUGCUGCAGAGAAAGAAAUACAAGAUAAAAGAGUUAAAGAUUGGCUCAACCGUCUUCAACACGUGGCUUAUGAUGUAGACGACGUACUCGAUUCUUUGGCUACUGAUGCUAUGCAUCAUGAGCUGACUGAGAAACCUGCUGGAGGAGGCAUUACAAGAAAGGUAACAAAGCUCAUCCCAACUUGUUGCACUACUACUUUCUCGUCAUCAAAUACUGAGAUGCACAAGAAGCUAGAAGACAUUACAACCAAGUUACAGGAUCUGUAUGAUGAAAAAAAUAAUCUUGGUUUGAGUGUUAAAGAUAAAAGGUCAAAAAAUUUAAACAGACUUUACCAGGUCUCUUUAUUAUCAGAUGGUAUUAUUGGACGUCAAGGUGAAAAAGAUAAUCUGCUCAAGAAGCUUUUAGCAGAUCGGCAACCAUGUGAUCAAAGCAAUUUUAGCAUCAUGCCCAUUGUUGGUAUGGGUGGGGUCGGCAAAACCACUCUUGCUAGACUUUUGUAUAACGAACCAGAAGUAAAGGAGCACUUUGACCUCAAGGCCUGGGUUUGUGUCUCUGAUGAGUUUGAUAGCUUUAAUAUCAGCAAACUUAUCUUUGAAUCUGUAGCUGGAGAAGGGAAGAAGUUCGAAAAUCCAAAUCUACUUCAAGAAGCUCUUGCAGAAAAACUUGCAGGAAAAAAAUUUCUGCUAGUCUUGGAUGAUGUGUGGAGCGAAGAGAUUGAAGAUUGGAAUACCUUAGUACCUCCAUUUCAUGCAGUGGCCCCUGGAAGUAAGAUUAUCAUCACAACCCGAAAGAAACAGUUGCUUCAACUGUUAGGAAACGAUGAUCCAUACCGUCUAGAUAAGCUGUCAAACGAAGAUGCUUUGUCUUUGUUUGCUCACCAUUCACUGGGUGCAACUAACUUUGAUUCAUACCCAUCACUCUUAUCAUAUGCUGAGGGCAUUGUGCAAAAAUGUGAUGGCUUGCCUUUGGCUUUAAAAUCACUUGGAACUUCAUUGAAGACAAGAACAGAUGAAGAAGAUUGGAAGGAACUAUUGAAUAGUAAGAUAUGGAGUUUAAAAGAUGAAGGAGGUAUUCUUCCUGCUCUUCGACUAAGCUACCAUGAACUUUCUGCAUGCUUGAAGCAAAUGUUUGCAUACAGUUCCUUGUUCCCCAAAGAUUACGCGUUUGAGAAGGAGGACUUGAUUUUGCUCUGGAUGGCGGAGGGCUUUUUGCUCAAAUCAACUACAAGCGAGUCAAUCGAAAUGGAAAUGGAACGCUUGGGUGAGAAAUAUUUCGACGAGUUGUUGUCAAAGUCGUUUUUCGAACAUGUAGACGGUGAUAAAUUGUUGUUUGUGAUGCAUGACCUCAUGAAUGAUUUGGCAACAUCUGUUGCCGGAGAAUUUUUUGUAAGGUUAGACAUUGAAAUGAAGAAUCAAAUUGAAGAGCAAAGUUUGAACAAGUAUCGCCACAUGUCCUUUGUUCGUGAGAAAUUUAUAUCCUGCAAAAAGUUUGAGGCACUUGAAAGAGGAAAUAGUUUGAGAUCGUUUUUGGCUGUUCCGAUUGUGUCGAGAGCUCGUUGGUGGGAGUACGAGAAAUACCAUUUACCAAAUAAGAUUUUGGUUGACAUUCUUCCAAACUUACCGUUAUUAAGGGUUCUUUGCUUGAGUUAUUUACAAAUAGACAAGAUACCAGAGUUCGUUGGAAAUUUGAAGCACCUGCGGUAUCUUAAUCUAUCUCAAACUCGAAUCACACAUUUACCGGACAAUGUUUGUAAUCUUUAUAAUUUACAGACAUUGAUCGUGUUUGGAUGUGCCGGGUUGAAGGAAUUGCCUGAAAGUUUCUUGAAACUUAAAAGCUUACGACAUUUAGACAUUAGGGACACCCCGCUUUUGAAGAGCAUGCCUUUAGGUAUUGGUGAGAUGAAAAGCCUACAAACCCUCUCCAAGAUUGGUAUUGGGGGGGUAAACGUGUUUCCAUUAAGCAGGCUAAAGAAAUUGAAGAAUCUUCGUCGGAGAGUUUGCAUAGAUGGGCUAGAUAGAUUGCAAAAUAAUGAUCAAGUGCGGGAGGUAAACCUGUCACAAAUGAGGGCUAGUGAGUUAGUGGUGAGAUGGAGUGAUGUGUUUGAUGGCUCUCGAAAGCAAAGACUUGAAACAGAGGUCAUGAAUGUGCUUAAGCCUCAUACUGAUAAUCUGAAAAAACUUGAAGUUGUGUCAUAUGGGGGAACGGAAUUUCCAAAAUGGGUCACGGAUCCAUCGUUUACAAGAUUGACUGAUGUUUACAUUGACAAAUGUAAAAAUUGCAACUUUCUACCACCAUUUGGGCAAAUGUCAGCACUAAAGAAGUUGUCUAUUGAACACAUGGAUGGUGUGAAAGAGGUAGGUUCAGAAUUACUCGGGAUUGGUCCUACAACAUUCCCCUCACUUGAGAUUCUAAGAUUUGAAAGGAUGCCAAGGUGGGAGGUAUGGUCCGUCAAUGCGGUGGGUGUUGCAGUCUUUCCGUGCCUUAAAGAGCUAUCUAUAAGAUAUUGUCCUAAUAUGACAGGAUGGGAGGCAGGGUUAGCCAAUGACGAUGUAGGAGUUUUUCCGUGCCUCGAAAAGCUUGUUGUGAAUGAAUGUCCUAGUUUGGUAAAAGUAUCCCUUAAAAACCUACCUUCAUUGAAGGUUCUAACUGUACGUAUGUGUAGUGAUGUUGUAUUGGAAAGUCUGGUUGGUGUAGCUUCAUCAAUCACCAAGUUGAGUAUAUCUCAGAUAUCCGGACUUAGUGAUGAGGUGUGGAGAGGUGUUGUAAAGUCUCUUGGGGCAGUUGAAGAAUUAAACAUUACUAAGUUUGAGAAAUUGGUGAGAAUAGGAGGAGGAGAUGAAGAGAAAGAGGGGGAGGAAUGGAGCAACCUCGUCUUCCUAACAUCUCUUAGGAUGUUAAUGAUACGGUCUUGUACGAAUCUGAAGUAUAUGAGCUGUCCAGACAACAUAAAAACCUUGGAUGUCUAUGAAUGUGAAAAUCUGAAGCAUUUGAGUUGUCCAGAUAGCAUUGAAACCUUGGAUGUCCAUCAUUGUAAAAAUCUGGAGCAUUUUAGCUGUCCUGCUAAUAGGAUUCAAGAGUUAAGGAUAUGGGCUUGUAGUUCAAUUACACGUGUCUUCUUCCCUACAGAAAAAGGAGGAGGAUGGCAAAAGCUCAAGUCACUUAUUAUAUGGGAAUGUAACCCAGAAUUGGAGAAGGAGUUGGAAAAGCAGGUGUUUAUAUUAAUCAACAAUACUGCAAACAUUAUGCCAAUUCUUGAAGUUUUAUGCAUACGUGAUUGGAAAGAUCUGAAAUCAAUGACGAAAAUUACAACAUGUUUCAUUCAGCUCAAGAAAUUAGAAAUAGAAAAUUGUGGGAGAAUAGAGUCAUUCCCUGAUUUGCAAGAUCUUUCAUUUUUAAAGCACCUCAAAAUCAGGAAUUGUAGAAGUAUGGAUGGUCCUCCUUUUCUUGGAAGAAGCAGUGGUGUAAGCGGGGUUUGGCCUCCUAAUUUGGAUUCCUUAGAAACAGGGGAAUUGAAGAGGCCCAUAUCAAAAUGGGGGCCGCUCCCAACCUCACUCAUUGAACUAAAGUUAUGGGGUGGAUAUGGAUCAUCUUUGGCAGAAGAAGAAGAAGAAGACGUCAAAAAUUUCCCAACCUCACUUCUUCCUUAUCCAUUAUCAUCAUCUCUUACUAAACUUGGAUUAGUAGAAUUUAAAAAAUUGGAAACAGUUUCAUCAGAGGGACUCCAACACCUCACAUCCCUCCGACAUCUCGUCAUUGGGAGUUGCCCAAUGAUGAAAGAUCUUCCAGAAACGCUGUUGCCUUCACUUUUGAGUUUGGCAAUAUACAAUUGCCGAAAUGAAGAACUGAAAGAAAAGAUGAUGAGUGGAAGCGGAUCCUAUUGGCCCCUUUUCUCCCAUAUUCCUUACUUGGAAAUAUAA
Erigeron canadensis is the source of this 4068-nucleotide messenger RNA. RefSeq names its product putative disease resistance RPP13-like protein 1. Gene Ontology annotation, biological process: defense response to other organism. Lineage: Eukaryota; Viridiplantae; Streptophyta; Magnoliopsida; Asterales; Asteraceae. The record is from RefSeq and is a predicted model, not a curated record. Gene Ontology annotation, molecular function: protein binding; ADP binding. The coding region runs from base 1 to 4068 and encodes 1355 amino acids. The transcript has a single exon.